AUGGGUAAGGUGAAACAAAUUUUUGACAAGGAAGGGGCUGAAGCUAUUCUUAGAGUUCCCUUAGUGGAGGAUGUGGUGGAAGAUAGGUUGAUUUGGCAAGAGGAGAAGAAUGUGGAGUAUAGUGUGAAAUCGGGAUAUAGACAUUGUAAAGGGUUACAUAGUAGCACUCGGUACCAUGGUAUUGAGUAUAGUUGGAAGCACCUUUGGAGUAUUUCCGCGCUAUCAAGAGCUAAGCAUUUGUUAUGGAGGAUUUGUAGGGGCUGCCUCCCAACUCGUUCAAAGCUUCAACAAUAUCAUGUUCAAUGCCCGUCUUUAUGCCCUUGGUGUGAGGUAGAAGAUGAAGAUGAGUGGCAUGUAUUUUUCGGAUGCUUUUCUACUUCUCAAAGUUGGCGGGCAGAUUUGUUGUUUUGCCACGAUGCUAAGUCCCUUAUAUUUGAUGUGUGUAGCCGCGAGGACCGUAGGGAUGCGGGUAGAUUUGUUGUUUUGCUGGAGGUUCUUUGGAGAAGUAGGAACAAUGUGGUUUGGCAAGAUACUCGGGAUGAUGCUAUGAGGAUUGGUUUACAAACCUAUCAUAAUUUGUAUGAUUGGUUCUUAGCUAGAGAUGAGAAUAACUCAGGCGUUGUUAAUAAUAUUCCAACUGUGUGGAGUCCGCCUAUGAAUAAUCAAUUGAAAUGUAAUGUUGAUGCAGGUUUCAAUAAUGUGUGUGGUACUACUAAUAAAUAG
Messenger RNA from Vicia villosa (hairy vetch), 723 nucleotides. RefSeq lists its product as uncharacterized. NCBI's taxonomy places the organism in Eukaryota, Viridiplantae, Streptophyta, Magnoliopsida, Fabales, Fabaceae. The transcript has a single exon. The coding region runs from base 1 to 723 and encodes 240 amino acids. The record is from RefSeq and is a predicted model, not a curated record.